This is a messenger RNA of Malania oleifera, 796 nucleotides long. RefSeq lists its product as uncharacterized. Bases 59 to 640 code for a protein of 193 amino acids. Lineage: Eukaryota; Viridiplantae; Streptophyta; Magnoliopsida; Santalales; Ximeniaceae. Gene Ontology annotation, molecular function: peptidyl-tRNA hydrolase activity. Gene Ontology annotation, cellular component: mitochondrion; cytosol. The transcript is spliced from 8 exons. The record is from RefSeq and is a predicted model, not a curated record.
CAUAAAUAGACUCUUUGUUCUGCUAGUUACUAUCCCAGGGUUAUCAACGGCAAGGCCCAUGUUCCGAUCGUUUCAAAACCCUCGACCACCCAAGAAGCAGAAACGUGAAAGAGAAUGGUUAGCAGUGAGCUUCAGGCCCGAAAACUUCAUUCCAGGUCUCGUCAUUGGUUUCAUUUUUGGAUUGCUGUUGGAUUUAUCCAAGCCCAUCAGAAAUCAGAAGAAGCCCACCAAUUCCAUAGCGGAAAAGCGCCAACAAAAUCAGACUCUGGUCUCAACUAAUAAUGAUGAACAACUUAAAAUGGUUUUGGUAGUUAGGCAAGACUUGAAAAUGGCAGCUGGAAAGAUUGCAUCUCAAUGUGCCCAUGCUGCCACUGGUAUGUAUGCAGAACUCAUGCUAAGUCAGCGGUCCCUUUUGAGACAGUGGGAGCAAUGUGGACAGCCCAAAAUAGUUGUCACAUGCAAGAAUCAACAGGAAAUGAAUAAGCUUAAGGAAGCAGCUGAGAGCAUUGGCCUGCCAACUUUUGUUGUUUCUGAUGCAGGACGCACACAGGUUCUGGCUGGGUCAAAAACAGUUCUUGCCGUUGGACCUGGUAGAAAGGCAUCAGUGGAUUCAGUAACAGGGAAACUCCGCCUGCUUUGAUGCUCUUGAUGAGAAUCGAGGCCAACACCAUGUGAACAUGUCAUGUUUUGCAACUUUUCUUUCUGUGAUUUCUCAGUUUGUCGUUUUCUUUUCUUGUUGGUGCCUCGUGGAUGUAGUCAACAUGCUUACACUUGGAACAUAUUUAACUUCAUUCCA